This is a messenger RNA of Taeniopygia guttata (zebra finch), 2875 nucleotides long. It is a transcript of the gene PGM3, whose product is annotated as phosphoglucomutase 3. The record is from RefSeq and is a predicted model, not a curated record. Gene Ontology annotation, biological process: carbohydrate metabolic process; hemopoiesis; UDP-N-acetylglucosamine biosynthetic process. Lineage: Eukaryota; Metazoa; Chordata; Aves; Passeriformes; Estrildidae. Gene Ontology annotation, molecular function: magnesium ion binding; phosphoacetylglucosamine mutase activity.
CCGUGCGGGGCGCGCGGCGGCGGCUCCGGCGGGAUCGCGCCCCGCCCAUCCCAUCCCAUCCCACUUACCCCAUCCCACUUACCCCAUCCCAUCCCACUUAUCCCGUCCCGUUCCAGCCGGGCCGUCCACGCGGCAUCGCCGGGGGUCCCGAGGGAAGCAGCCGCGCAGGGGGCGCGUGUCCGGCUGCCCCGCCCGCCCGGCCUGGUGUCCGGGUGCCGCUGCGCACGGAGCCGCCGCCGGGGGCAACAGCCCGGGAACACCGCUGGAGGCUCCCCCGCAGGCGCCUGGGGAGGAGGACACGCUGGUUUUGGGCUCGGAAAUCCGUGUGUGGAGCCGCGGCCGAGCGCUCUGGGCGCCUGAUGUCACGGGAUGGAUUUUGAAGCCCUUAGGAAGUACUCGGCCCUGCACCCCAAGCCCGCCGGGCUGACCCUGCAGUAUGGCACCGCUGGGUUCCGCAGCAAGGCCGAGCAGCUGGAUCACGUCGUGUUCCGCAUGGGCCUCCUGGCAGGGCUCAGGUCCAAAGCCGUGACAGCGACCAUUGGCAUCAUGGUUACAGCGUCUCACAACCCCGAAGAAGACAAUGGUGUAAAGCUGGUUGAUCCUCUUGGAGAAAUGCUGCACCCUUCCUGGGAAGAGUAUGCCACACAACUAGCAAAUGCAGAGGAGCAAGAAUUACAGAAGGUGAUAACUGAGAUCUGCCAAAAAGCAGCAGUGAACCUGCACAAAGAUGCCUCAGUUUUUAUUGGCAGAGACACCAGGCCAAGCAGCGAGAAGCUGUCCCAGUCAGUUAUAGAUGGUAUCCAGGUUCUAGGUGGUCAGUACCAUGAUUAUGGUCUGGUGACAACACCACAGCUCCACUAUAUGGUCUGCUGUCAAAACACCCAAGGGCAGUAUGGGAAAGCAACAUUGGAAGGUUAUUAUGAAAAACUGUCCAAAUCUUUUAUGGAACUGAUAAAACAGUCUCACUGCUCUGGAGAGUAUCAGAGGCACCUGAAGAUUGACUGUGCCAAUGGAAUAGGAGCCCUGAAACUAUCAGAAAUGAAGCCCUACUUUCCACAAGAGGUGCUAAUUCACAUAUAUAAUGAUGGAACCAAGGAGAAACUCAAUCACUUAUGUGGUGCAGAUUUUGUGAAAGUUCACCAGAAACCACCUGGAGGGCUGGACAUGAAGCCCAAUGAGAGAUGCUGCUCAUUUGAUGGUGAUGCGGAUAGAAUUGUUUAUUAUUAUAAGGACACAGCUGGCCAUUUUCACCUGAUCGAUGGCGAUAAAAUAGCAACUUUAAUUAGUAUCUUCUUAAAAGAACUUCUUGCCAAGGUGAAACAGGACUUCAAGAUGGCAGUGGUACAAACAGCAUAUGCCAAUGGAAAUUCGACACGCUACCUCCAGGAAACGUUGAAGGUACCUGUGCACUGUGUCAAAACAGGAGUGAAACACUUGCACCACAAGGCCCAGGAAUUUGAUGUGGGUGUUUAUUUUGAGGCAAAUGGACAUGGCACAGUACUGUUUAGUAAAGCUGCUGAAACUAAAAUACGACAGCUGGUAAAAGAGGAGAAAGAUAAUGGAAAAAGAGAAGCAGCAAAGAUGCUUGAAAACACGAUUGACCUGAUUAAUCAGACUGUUGGCGAUGCUGUCUCGGACAUGCUGGUUAUUGAAGCGAUCCUGGCUCUGAAGGGUCUGACUGUGCAGCAGUGGGAUGCCCUCUAUGCCGACCUUCCCAAUCGGCUGCUCAAGGUCCAGGUCGCAGACAGGCGCGUUAUUGACACAACAGAUGCAGAAAGGCGAGCACUGACGCCCCCGGGCCUGCAGGAGAAAAUUGAUGCCCUUGUAAAGAAGUACAAACUGUCCCGGGCCUUUGUCCGUCCAUCAGGAACAGAGGACGUCGUCAGAAUCUAUGCUGAAGCAGACACACAGGAGAAUGCAGAUGCACUCGCCCAUGAAGUGAGCCUGGCUGUUUUCCACCUUGCUGGUGGAAAAGGAGCACCACCACAGCCUAUAUAAUGAAUGGCAGUUAAAGCACAUAGUUCCCCUUCUCUUUUAAUAUCACUUUUUUUAUCAUGUUCUGCUGGGCACAAAGCCAACCCUUCCUGGGAGUAGCAAGGAUUGAUCAGAACUGAGUGGAAUAUCACUCUGCUUAUUCUUAACCUCCUUUAGCAACUUACCUCUUAAUGAGAUACUCUUGCUGUUGAAUGUUCCCCUCCCCGUUUGUCUAACUUCUUGUAUAGCCACGGUCAUGUGCAGAAGGAAUUCUGCCCCUCCCUGCCCUAGCUUAGCUCAUUGUCACAUUGUGCCUGAAAUCCAAACCCACACCCUCAGAGCACUGGCCAUGGCUGCAAGACUGAAGCUCUGCUGUGACUGUGCUCACAGCAGCUGCUGCAGGAUCAUCAUCCCCACCUUAUCCCCAGUAGCCCAAUCGUCUCUGGGCAAACAGUGUAAGACAGAGGCUGUAACUUGUCUUCAGAUUCAGUUCACCUCAUUUUGAGGGGAAAACAAUAUAAUGAAAAAGAAUAUUUGCAAAUAAUAAUCUAUUAUUGCAAUAUUAUCUUCAUUUUAUGACAUGAUUUAGAAAGUGAUUUGCAGUAAUAGUAUUUAUAAUCACACUUGAGAGGGAAGGGACAGAGACAAGUUUGUCUUCUGUGGCCUUAAUUGCUUCCCAGCACCAUGAAGAGGCUGGGCCAACAGGAUGCAAUGUUUUAAACACACCAGUAUCCUCCUUGGCAUACUUUGGUUCAGGGUGUCUACCUCUGACAAACAGUUCAUUGUAAUCCUGUAUUAACUCCUGCCAUAAUAGCAUUUUACAGGUUAUUAAAAAAGCACAAGUUCCAAUAGAUCUUUAAAAAAAAGAGACAAAAAUAAACUGGAAACAAAUUGAAAAAAA